CAAGAAAUUACCACUUUCAAACAAAAUGGCCGUCGUUUUCUAAAACACAGUUUUCUAGUAUUUUUUUAUGGAAAACUCAUAAAUAGAAAUAUCUUUUAAAUCAUGUCGAAAAGAGAUCAGGGUGACAGAAAAUUAGAAACCAAUGAUUAUGAAAACUUGCUCACACAACAUAAUAUUUUCGAGACCACAAGGACUAAACACCAAGAACUACCCAGUUUUCCUGGAUUUUCCAAUGCUGAAACCCAAACAAAGCCUGCUGACAUAAAAACUGAAUCACCACAGCCAGGAAUUGGCACUUGGCAUUACAAUCCCUGGUGGAUGCUUGCCAGUACUUCAAGAAACCUUCCAACUCAAGAUGAAUUCUCUGAAAGUAAUGAUCAAACAAAAGUUAAAAAAGAGCCAUCUGGGCAACCUGGAACUCCUGAUCAUGAUCCUUUACAAACAGAUGUAGAACAAUACCAAUCAGUCAGAACUCCACCACCUGCAGGUCUGGAUUCUUUUUGUGACGAUUGUUCUGAUCCCUUUUGCGACUCUAGUGCUGCUAUGUGUCGAAAACUUUUUCAUUGCCCCCAUUGUAGGAAAAGUUAUCCAACUAUUUUAGAGUUUAAUGCACAUUUAACUCAAGUUCAUGCAGCUCAAAAACCCUUCAGAUGUCAAAUUUGCCUGGAACCAUUUCAUAAGAAGUCAUUUCUGCGCCGGCACCUUGAAGCCAGUCAUACACGUAAGGAUGUAAAUAAGUGCUCAGUUUGUUCUAAAUACAUAAAAGAUAAAAGUAAUCUCCGCAAGCAUAUGCAAGUUCAUACAGGCAGAGUGCCUCAAAAACAGUUCAAAUGUGACCUAUGCAACAAUAAACGCUAUAUGUCACUUGACAGACUUAACAAUCAUAGGGUAGUGUGCACUGGAGAAAAGGUACUGAAAUAUUGUGACAUGUGCCCUAAAGUAUUUGAUAACUCUAGAUCAUUGAACAGUCACAGGAAAGUCCAUGCUCGUGAACUAAAAUGUGACAACUGUGGUGAACAGCUACGUUCAUUAGAACAAUUUACAAACCAUAAACUUAUUUGCCAAGGUACAUCUACAGAUGCUAGUGGAAGCCAGAGUGGUUCCACAAGUGGUGCCGCUUUAAACCGCUGCUGUACACAGCCAGGGAUAUGUGAACAUGACAAACCAGCUUACUUGAACAUACCAGGCUAUGCAGCUGGUAGAGUUCUUGAGGCUACACUUUCAUCUUUAAAAUCAGAGCUGAAUUGAUGACAAUUGCUACAGUAUCAUAUCUGUCACAAAAG
Molecule: messenger RNA, 1283 nt
Organism: Chilo suppressalis (striped riceborer)
Lineage: Eukaryota; Metazoa; Arthropoda; Insecta; Lepidoptera; Crambidae
Source: the annotation of a GenBank genome assembly